GCCUCUUCCUGUUUGGGGUUGCCCCCACCUCUUUUCCGGGGGGUGGGGAGAGAAAAGCUGGAUUUUUUGCAUGCCUAUUGGAAGAGGCAGAGAGACACCCUGUGAAGUAGGUGGGGCUGAGGGAGCUCUGAGAGAGCUGGCCCAAGGUCACCCAGAUGGCUGCACGUGGAGGAGGAGUGGCAAAUCGAGGCCUGUUCUCCCAGAUUAGAGUCCGCUGCUCUUAACCACUACACCAAGCUGGCUUUACAGACACCCACACAGGACAUAAGAUUUUUCCCCCUCCCUUGUUCAGAGAGUGGACACUCCUGUAAAAAGUGGCUGUAAAAAGAAGACAUGCAGGAGAAUGCAAGGGAUGUGGCGUCUCUGGCAUUGCCAAUAAAAUCGAAGGGGAGCUCUCCGAAGAGGUGUGCCCUGAGUCGGAUGAAAGAACGUGUGUCUUCUUCAGAAAAAGUCAAGGAUGAACUUUCCUCAAAACCCAAGGCCUGUAAAACUAGGCCAAGACCUGGUGUGAGUCAAGAGGGUUGUCCACAGAGGACCUCUCCAGAGUUUGCAGAGGAUUUUUUUGGCUGUGCUACAGUUAAAUGUGAGGAGGAGCUUGGGUCCUCUGAAGACCAAGGUGAGGGAGGUGAGCUUGACAGCAGAAAUGACGAUUGCCAUUGGGAAGCCUCCAAGCAAGGGAAGCUACAUAUGUCAGAUGGAACAGCCAGAAGGAAUGUUUCCAAAAGUCCUGAAGCUGCUAGAAGUCCACAAGGGCCAUGGGGGAAAGAGGAAGACAACUUGAAGAAGAGAGACAGUGACUUUACUCCUUGCCAAGGAAGUAGAAUUGCAGGCCAGGAAGGAACCUAUGAAAGUGAGAGACAGGAGGUGUUAACGCAGUGGAAGGACAGCUCAGACCGUACUGCGAAUGAUGGAGCCCAAACAGAGGAGAAAAUAUACCAGUGCUUAUAUUGCGGGAAGUCUUUCAACGCUCACUUUAAACUCAUUAGACAUCACCGAAUCCACACGGGAGAGAAACCGUACAAGUGUCUGGAUUGUGGUAAGAGCUUCGACCAGAAGGGAAACCUUAUUGCUCAUGCAAGAAUCCACACAGGAGAGAAACCAUAUGGGUGCUCUGACUGUGGGAAAAGCUUCAGCCAUAAAGGAAGCCUUGUUUUGCAUGUGAGAAUCCACACUGGAGAGAAACCCUACAAGUGUCCUGAUUGUGGAAAACACUUCAGCCGGUUAGGGUCCCUUAAAGAACACGAGAAAACCCACACAGGAGAGAGGCCAUAUACAUGUUUAGACUGUGGGAGGAGCUUCCGGAAAAUUUCUGAGCUUACGACACAUCACAGAUUCCACACGGGAGAGAAACCGUAUAAAUGUUCAGGCUGUGAAAAAUCCUUUAGUACAAGCUCUAACCUCAUUGCUCAUCAGAGAACCCACACAGGAGAGAGACCAUAUAAGUGUUCUGAGUGUGGGAAGAGAUUCAGCCAGGCUGGGAACCUAAAGGAACACGAAAGAACUCACACUGGCGAGAAGCCCUAUAAAUGCCCAGAAUGUGGGAAAAGCUUCAGACAAAUCUCUUACUUCAUUAAACAUCAUCAAACACAUCUAGCUGAUGAGAGCGUGCUCAUGGAAGAAAAACCAUACAAGUGUGUCGAUUGUGGGAAAGGUUUUGGUGAGAAAGCGAGCCUCAUCAGACACCAGAGAAUCCACACGGGAGAGAAACCCUUCCAGUGUUCAGACUGUGGGAAAAGCUUCUGUUUGAAGUCCAACCUUGUUGUACAUGUGAGAAUCCAUACAGGGGAGAAACCAUACAAAUGCUCAGAGUGUGGGAAAAGCUUCAACCAGACAUCAAGCCUUCAUAACCACGAGAGGACCCACAAAGGGGAGGAGCCUUAUAAAUGCUUAGCGUGUGGGAAAAGCUUCAACCGGCCAUCUCAGCUUAAAGCCCAUGAGAGAAUCCAUACCGGAGAGAAGCCAUACACGUGCUUGGAGUGUGGGAGGGGCUUCAUUUACAACCAUCACCUUGUCAGACAUCGGAGAAACCAUACUGGAGAGAAGCCAUAUCAGUGCUCCGAGUGUGGGAAAGGAUUCGGUCUGAAAUCGACUCUUAUUAAGCACCAAGACAGUCACACGAGAGAGAAACCGUAGCAGAGUUUCAGCUAGGUGUAGUAAAACAUGUGA
This is a messenger RNA of Heteronotia binoei (common prickly gecko), 2166 nucleotides long. RefSeq names its product zinc finger protein 883-like. Gene Ontology annotation, biological process: regulation of cytokine production; regulation of immune system process; negative regulation of transcription by RNA polymerase II. Bases 334 to 2133 code for a protein of 599 amino acids. Lineage: Eukaryota; Metazoa; Chordata; Lepidosauria; Squamata; Gekkonidae. The record is from RefSeq and is a predicted model, not a curated record. The transcript has 5 exons.